GUAAUUCUCGCAUUCCUCGCAGACGAUAUUUGUCAGGAAGAACAAGCCGCUGAAAGAUCCACUGAGCUGUUUCCGCUGGCAGGGCUUCAAACUGGAAGAGUACCGCAUUGGCCAGCCCAUUGGGAAAGGAUGCAGUGCAGCUGUCUACGAAGCAGCGAUUCCUUUAACUUCCGGCUGGAGCCUGGAUCCACGGUGGGCCCGUGGCUUGGCUGUUGAGGCUGCCGAAGAAAACCCUACACAAGCAACCCAGCAAAAUACCGCUUUCCCAUUAGCAAUCAAAAUGAUGUGGAACAUUUCGGCUGGUUCUUCAAGUGAAGCGAUCCUCAGCACCAUGAGUCAGGAACUCGUUCCAGCCAGCGGAGUUGCUUUGUCUGGAGAAUAUGGAGCUGUCUCUUGCCACAGGAAACGCAUCUUUGGGAAGAAGAGAUUAGAACCUCAUCCCAACAUAAUCCAGGUGAUCCGAGCUUUUACAUCCUCUGUGCCUCUGCUGCCUGGAGCUUAUGCAGACUAUCCAGAUGUUCUCCCAUUAAGCCUGAACCCCCGGGGGAUUGGUCACAGCCGCACACUCUUCUUAGUGAUGAAAAAUUAUCCCUGCACCCUGCGCCAGUACCUGCAAGACAGGACUCCGGAUGUCCACCUUGGCACCAUGAUGAUUUUACAGCUGCUGGAAGGUGUGGACCAUCUUGUUCGACAUGGAAUAGCCCACCGGGAUUUAAAAUCAGACAACAUCCUUGUUGAGUUUGAUUCCGUUGGCUGUCCCUGGCUGGUGAUCACAGAUUUCGGUUGCUGUUUGGCUGAAGAAAAUACUGGCUUGAGACUGCCUUUUACCAGCUGGUAUGUGGAUCGGGGAGGCAAUGGCUGUCUUAUGGCACCUGAGGUGGUCACAGCACAACCUGGUCCAGGCAUGGUGAUUGACUACAGUAAAGCAGACACGUGGACAGUUGGAGCUAUUGCAUAUGAAAUCCUUGGACUGUGUAAUCCUUUCUAUGGUCCAGGGAGAUCCACCCUGGAAAGCAGAAGUUACCAAGAAAGCCAGCUGCCAGCAUUGCCAGAGGCUGUGCCCUUCGAGGUGAAGCAGGUAGUGAGGAUGCUACUUCUGCGGGAUCCCAGCAAGAGACUAUCUGCUAGAGUUGCAGCAAAUGUGCUUCACUUAAGCCUCUGGGGUGAACAAAUCCUGGCUUCAAAAAACCUGCAUCUGGACAAGAUGAUUGGCUGGCUUCUCUGCCAGUCAGCUGCCACUUUGCUGAUGGAGGGACUGGUGGACAAAAGCAGGGUAGAAACAAAGAUGAAGAUGUGCUUCCUGGCAAACCUGGAGUACGAAACCCUUUGGGAGGCAGCAUUUUUAUUGCUGUCGUGGAGAAGCAGAUCUCUGUGAAGGGUACAAUUCUGUGGGGAGCCCUGCAGUACAUAAAGGGCACUUCCUAAUAGCACUUGGUUAUCUACCUAGUAUUUCUACCUAUCUAGAUCCCUAGAAUGCUUCAGAAGGAAAAUCUGAAGGCUUGGGGCAUGUGUUAUAUAAGAGGGGGAGAAUGUAUUAGGUUAUACAUGGUUUCAGUGGAAACCCUGUUUAAUUGUUACUGUUAUAGCAAGAUACGGUGCGAUUUCAGAGAUCUUUGUCACAGUGGUCGUCUCCAAUCUCCGCUGACCUAUGGGCACAAGAGAGCGCAAGUAGUAUGCUGUGGGCAACAUCAGGCCUUACUCUCCCUGUCAGCCUGAGUUUUAGCUUUGUGAUUUCCUCUGGCCACAGGCAGCGUUAGAGGAUCCUGAGGGCAGUGCGUCUGCAAGCUAUGGGUUGUGGUCGCUGGUUUGGAAGCUGUCCGGCCAGCUUCAUUCACAUCUGAAAAUUUGCAUUUAGCACUUGAAGAAGGUUUCUUUUCAAAGGGGGUUUAUUCACCAAGGGGGCUGUACUUCAGUUACCCUUGACAGAAGAGCCUUGCAGUUGCACUUUAUAAUCAAAUUGAUUUUCCGUUUAGGCAGUGAGGAGAGUUGAACUUAUGGGACAAUAUAAAAUCUUAAUCUCAUGCUUAUUGCAGUCAUAUUCCUCUGCAGCCAUAGUUAUAAAGUGGCAACCAAGGGCUUUGUUAUUGAGCUGUUGACUUGAGGCGGUGCAUUAGAAGCCGGGCAAUUUUCUCAUGACCUGUAAAGAAAGUAGUUAUAUGUGAAAUGACAAAGAUGCAUUCAAUACAGAGUUAUCAAUGUCUGCUUUCUGAAGAGAGCUCGGUUUAUACCUUUUUCACCCCUUUAAAGGCUGCACGCCAGCUAUAAUAGCCAAAUACAGUGUCAUAAAUCAAGCUCGUCUCUGCACGUGCUGAACUGGAACAUCAAAUCCAGAUACUCUACACUUAAAAAGUUUGGAUUCCCAAUGCCAUCCAUGCCUUCCCUGAUCACAGCAAGUCAGUAACUUGUAUAUUUGAGCUAGUGAUUUGCCUUUAAGAACAGGUAGAUCUUGCUCUUUAAUUGGAGCUAAAGUGCUUGCCAGAGAUCUUUUCCUACUGCAGCAUGCAAGGCCACGAGACAGCGCACCUCGUUUGAGAAAACAGUCAAAGAUAGAACGGGGGUUAAAUAGCAAUAGCUCUUUAAGGAGUUCUGUGUGGCUACGUUCUUUAUUCUAUAGCCGGUUUUCUGUUUAAUAAUUAGUGCUAGCCUGUGGUUGUGGGGUAAAAUGCUCAUUUUUAACCGGCAACAGUUAUUUGAAUGAAAGCACUGUUAGACCUCCUAGCUGUGAGCUGUGGGUGUUCAGAAGUUGAAGUUGAAAGAGUUGUUUUUGCUUCUUUGCACAAUAAAUUAACACAUGGG
Messenger RNA from Alligator sinensis (Chinese alligator), 2796 nucleotides. It is a transcript of the gene PINK1, whose product is annotated as PTEN induced putative kinase 1. Gene Ontology annotation, molecular function: protein serine/threonine kinase activity; ATP binding. Bases 281 to 1375 code for a protein of 364 amino acids. Gene Ontology annotation, biological process: autophagy of mitochondrion; protein phosphorylation; regulation of apoptotic process. Lineage: Eukaryota; Metazoa; Chordata; Crocodylia; Alligatoridae. The transcript has 7 exons. The record is from RefSeq and is a predicted model, not a curated record. Gene Ontology annotation, cellular component: mitochondrion.